This is a messenger RNA of Clonostachys solani, 696 nucleotides long. Lineage: Eukaryota; Fungi; Ascomycota; Sordariomycetes; Hypocreales; Bionectriaceae. The record is from the annotation of a GenBank genome assembly.
AUGCAAAAGACGCCGAGUCAAGCCGAGACAAAUCCAGAGCACGAGAGUCACCAUGUUGUCACUGCUAUCCGCCAUCAUGGGAAAGCUCUCCAGGGCUUCAAUGAGACUCUUUACUCCGCCAACGCAAGUAAUGGUGAAGCGCUCGUCUUGUUCACGACUCUGAAUGUUUUCUACACCUUCGCCAUAAACAAAAAGCCCGAACUAGACGCCAACGACAUAUCACGCCGCAGGGCUAUUCUUCUUGGUGCUGAAUGGAUCCCGAUGGUUCGCGGCGUCGGCACUGUCCUUGGCACAGUUUUCGAACAUAUUCGCUUUGGCCGCCUGGAAAAGCUAUUCAAGAUCAACAACUGGGAUAGCCUGGACCCCGAUGACAUGGCUGCCUCUGAAUACUUUGAUGGAAUCGAGGUGGUGUGGGCUCAAAGCCAGCGCGAUGACAUCGCCAUGUACGAGCUCGUGCUGCACCUUCUAAAGAAAUGCAGAAUGUUCAUGGUGCAGUUCCAAGGCGCACGAAUUGAUGACAUAGAUGAUUCAAACUACAACCGACAGUGGGCCGGUCCCUUGGUAUUCAUUCAUUGCGUGCCUGAGCAGUACUUUGAGCGGUUGCAACAACGGCAGCCUCCGGCCCUUGUGCUAUUUACAUUCUUCGGCGCCAUGUUAAACUCGCUGGACCACAUUUGAAUCGCCAAGGCCUUCUAG